AUGUUGCUCUCGGGAGUCAUUGCCCUUACUGGCAUUGCUAUUCUACCAGUGUUUGCAUUGGACAACGAUCUGGGUACAACUCUCUCAACAAAAUACAUCGAACACUCUCCCGACUCUGAAACAACGUUCUCAACCAGCUGGCGUACCAAUAAUGCUCCUUCUACAACCAUAAAUGGUGAUGACGACGAUAGCUGGACUGUCGUCUCUGAAACAGAGACGCCAGCAACAGACACUCCUGAGACGCCCACAGAUAACAGCACCAGCCCACAAGCCACCGAUCUUCGUCCGAACAAUGCUAUGGUUGCACAUAGAAUGGCAAUGGUUGCCGGUGCGACCUGGGGCAGAUUCCCUACUAAGCCUGAUGAUGAAACCGAGGCCUGUGCCGACAAUUCUACUGUCGAUGAUAGCACACACAAUACCAGAUACAACAGCUCAACUGUCAAUUGCACUGCCUUGAUGUUUGGCGACAGAUGGCAUCGUUGGGAGUGCGAUGAAGCCUGCAGAGCCAAUCUUACCGAUGCACUACCAGCAGCAAUCCUAGCUGUCGUCGGUCCAGAUCUAGCCGACUCGGACGCAGUCCAGCGGACCAUCCAAGCUUUCCAGCAGCUGCUCGGACAACGCACUGUUUGGGAGAUGCACACGUAUCGUAUCGACAUCAUAUUGGACCCAAUAGUCUUCGAACCUCCUCGCCUUCCUGACAUCCUUACACCAGAAUACUUCGAUACGACUGAAGAAUAUGAAAACUACAUACGCCGGCGCUUGGAGACGCGAGAACUUUUGAGACAAACCUUGGACGUGAUCGAGGAUCCAGAACCGCUACUCGAAGAGAUGUACUCAACAUUCCCUAACCUGCCCGAGCCAUUAGCGAGUCGCUUAUACGAGGAAAUUGCACUCCCGCAAUACAGACCUACAGAUGAUCCUCCGGUGUACGAAGACCCGCCUGCUUAUGAGUCCAGAGGUUACAGCCCCGAACAGAAUCUUUAUGAUUUGAUGAGCUGGCUUGCAGAGUCAGCUCCCAUCGCAGAGGAGUUUCAAAGGUUUGGAAGGUAUAACUCGUGGCCAACUUCUGUUCCUGUCACCAAUAUCCCGGAGCCGACAAUCCCUGCUACACCAUCAGUAGUACCCACCAUUGCACCAACUGAUGUUCCUAUUUCCCCACCGAACACACCCGAGACAAGCAGAAUCGACUUGGCUCAAGACGGCACUCUCACCAUUGCCGACAGUGGUGCCUGGGCUCUCGCCGCCGAGAUUUCAGUUACCCUCUUCAACCUUCUCACUGCCUGCACACCCCUAGACCUGGCAACCUGGACCUUUAUCCCUCGCAGUGCAUCUUUCCUGGCCCACGCCAAAGUUGCUGCCUGGAAUGGACUCGGUGUGGAACAGUGUUUCGCAAGAGAGAUUUCUGGACUUCCAGGUGCCCCUUCAGCUGAAAGCAUCGUCACGCAAGGGUUCAAGGAAUAUGACAUGAAGAUCGAGUUGGAGAUCAACCCCACGAAACCGGGGACAGGACCACCCAACGAGGGGUCACCCAGCGAGGGACCGCCCAACGAAGAAGGACCAGGCAGAGGACCACCUGAGGAGGAAGGAGCACCCGGCGAAAAACCAGUUUUCUCUUAG
Molecule: messenger RNA, 1617 nt
Organism: Aureobasidium musti
Lineage: Eukaryota; Fungi; Ascomycota; Dothideomycetes; Dothideales; Saccotheciaceae
Source: the annotation of a GenBank genome assembly